This is a messenger RNA of Adelges cooleyi (spruce gall adelgid), 1985 nucleotides long. It is a transcript of the gene caz, whose product is annotated as RNA-binding protein cabeza. The coding region runs from base 229 to 1716 and encodes 495 amino acids. Lineage: Eukaryota; Metazoa; Arthropoda; Insecta; Hemiptera; Adelgidae. Gene Ontology annotation, molecular function: transcription coregulator activity; RNA binding. The record is from RefSeq and is a predicted model, not a curated record. The transcript is spliced from 10 exons. Gene Ontology annotation, cellular component: nucleus. Gene Ontology annotation, biological process: regulation of DNA-templated transcription.
CGCACGCCGUGCAUGAUGUUGUACCGAACCAAACCAUAAACAAACGCCAUUUUGGGCAGGAAUUUUACUGCCGAAUUCGCCGAUAGCCUCUGGAUUAGUCCGGUACCUCGGCGUGUUGUCUCCUCUGUGUUUUAUACAAUUAUCUUUUUAUUUGUUUCAGUUUUUUAAGUAAACCUGUUAAAAAGUUAUUUUUUAAGUAAAUUAGUUAACGUUCGUUACUCUUCAAUAAUGGCAAAUCCACAAUACUCUACUAAUCAGUAUGGUGGCGGAGGAGCUGGUGGUGGUGUAGCAGGAGGAUAUGGUGGAUAUCCAGCUUACGGUGCCCCUCCACCAGGUCCACCUAGUUACCAACAGCCGGGCGCUCCUCAAUCCCAGCAAACACCUCAACCACAAGGUUAUUCUGGUGGAGGUGGCGGUGGUGGUGGAUGGCCCCAACCUCCUCCUCCACCCACUGGAGGCCAAGGUAAUUAUAGGCCUUCGGUAGGACCUCCAGUAGCUGGGCAACCAGUUGGGGCUGGCAAUUAUGCUGCUUAUGAACAACCACCCCCAAAUUUCAGACAGCCUGGAGGACAACAAGGAUCGUUCAAUGGUUCUAGUGGUGGUAAUGGCUACGCAGGCCCACCAUCAGGCGGUUUUGGCGGCCCUGGUGGAUUUGGAGGUGGCAGACAGGAUCGUGGAGGUAGUAGCGGUUAUGACUCUGGCGGCAGGGGUGGUUUUAACAAAGGCGGAGCACCACCUAAUGAUCGCAGUGGAGAUUUUAUUGUACAAGAAGACACCAUAUUUGUUUCUGGCAUGUCUUCAAAUACAUCCGAGGCUGAAAUCGAACAACAUUUUGGUUCAAUUGGUAUCAUUAAAACUGACAAAAAAACAGGAAAACCCAAAAUCUGGAUGUAUAAUGACAAAGCCACUGGACGACCAAAAGGAGAAGCAACUGUAACCUAUGACGACGCACAUUCUGCGAAUAGUGCAAUUUCUUGGUUUAAUGGAAAAUCAUUUAAUGGAUCUACAAUUAGUGUUCAGCUUGCAACAAAAAGAGAUAAUUGGCAAGGAGGUCGUGGAGGAGGAGGAGGAGGAGGCGGCGGCGGCGGUGGUGGUGGUGGUCGCGGAGGCGGUGGUGGCCGAGGCCGUGGUGGCUAUGGAGGUGGUUUCCAUAAUAUGGACGACUCUCAAGGAGAUGAUGGUAGCGAUGGUGGUUAUGGUGGUUAUGGUGGUAGAGGUGGCGGCAGAGGCCGUGGUGGAAGUAGAGAUGACCGUGGACCUCCCCCAGAUCGUAGAAGGGAUGAUCGUAUGGGAGGUGGCGGUGGCGGUGGCCGUGGUGGUGGUCGAGGCGGUGGAAAUGAUUCUGGCGGUCGUGAUGGCGAUUGGAAAUGUACAAACCCUUCUUGUGCCAAUACCAACUUUUCAUGGAGACAAAACUGCAACAGAUGUAGUGAGCCAAGACCUGAAGGCUAUGGUGACAGCGGUGGCAGACGUGGUGGAGGCAUGGGAGGUGGCCGUGGAGGGCCCCCAAUGCGCGGUGGACGUGGAGGCGGCGGUAUGGGCGGAGGCCGAGGCGGUCCAGGAAUGGGUGGACGAGGUGGCCCUGGUGGCGGCGGUGGUAGAGGUUUUGGAGGCGGAAGAGGAGGACCUGGCGGUGGUCGUGGAGGUGGUGGCGGUGGUCGAGGUGGUGGACCAAUGAGAGAUGACAGAAGAGGAGACCGAAAUCGUCCUUACUAAUGGAAAACCUAUUUUUAGAGUUAAAUUUUUUUUUAUUUUAUACCUCCCUAUUUGACAAUAUAUGCUUUGUGUAUUUGUUGCUUUACGUAAAAUUAGACUAAGUAGAAUACAAUACAAAUUAAGUGGUAAAAGUUAUAUCAAUAAUUAUUCAUUUUUCAUAUUUGUAAAUAAAUAAUAACGUAUUCAUAAAAAACAUGAACAACUUUUCAGUAACCAUACUGUAAUAUUUUUUUUCUACUACUACACGUAAAUGCAAUUUUUGUUUUUCA